Molecule: messenger RNA, 1983 nt
Organism: Camellia sinensis
Lineage: Eukaryota; Viridiplantae; Streptophyta; Magnoliopsida; Ericales; Theaceae
Product: homeobox protein knotted-1-like LET6
Biological process (GO): regulation of DNA-templated transcription
Cellular component (GO): nucleus
Molecular function (GO): DNA-binding transcription factor activity, RNA polymerase II-specific; DNA binding
Source: RefSeq, a predicted model, not a curated record
UCCUCUCUCUCUCCACACUCUCUCUCACUUUCUCUUUUCUCUCUACACUUUCUCUCUCCUUCCAUCCUUGCCAGUUUUGGCAGUGCACUACUGGCAGUGAAUGAAAAGAGGUUGAGAGUUUUCAUCGGGAAGGUAAUAAGCUUUGCACACCACAGCAAGCCUCAAAGAUUCACACUCUCCCUUCUCUGCAAAUCUCUCUUUUUUCUAUCUAAACUUUCACACUCUUCUUUCUCACGAUCGAACAGGAGAGAUUAGAGAGUGUUUUAAUGCCUGUUGUUAAUGACCAGAAAGGUUAACACCCAUUUCCAAAGGAAAUAUCUGAACAGGCUUUCUCAGAACGCAUCCAUGAGGAAAACAUCUUCACAAAACUGACUCUCUCUUACACACACCCACACACAACUAUUUAGGAUUUUCUGUAAAAAGCCUGAAAAGAGUAAGCUUAAUUCCCGGGAGAAAAGGAUAGAGAGAUAGAGAGAGAUUGUUAUGGUUUAGGGUUAUAUAGCAAAAAUAAGGAGAUCAAAGAAAAGUUAUUGUAGAGAGAGAGAGAGAGAGAGAGAGAGAGAGAAUGGAGGGAGGUGGUGGUUCUAGUAGCACUUCAUGUUUGAUGGCUUUUGGAGACAAUAGUAAUGGACUAUGUCCAAUGAUGAUGAUGAUGCCUCAAGUGACUACUUCUCCCUCUCAUCACCCUAAUGUUGUAGUAGUAGACGACAACAACAACAAUACCCUAUUUCUCCCUCUUCCUCUCACCAACAACAACCAUCAUGACCUAAACCGCCAUGGUAGUACUACUGGCUCUUCUUAUAUGAUGCUCCAAGAUCACAACAACAACAAUCACAAUCUCACCACGAACACAGCCUGUUAUUUCAUGGAGAAUCAUAGCAACGAUCACAACGAUGGUGGUGGUUCUUGUUCGUCUUCUGUCAAGGAUAAGAUCAUGGCUCAUCCUCACUAUCACCGCCUCUUGGCUGCUUAUGUCAAUUGUCAGAAGAUCGGAGCACCGCCGGAAGUAGUGGCAAGACUGGAGGAAGCCUGCGCGUCUUCCUCCGCGGUCGGCCACACCGGCACGGGAUGUAUCGGCGAAGAUCCGGCAUUGGAUCAGUUCAUGGAGGCCUACUGUGAGAUGCUGAGCAAGUAUGAGCAAGAACUCUCAAAACCCUUCCAAGAAGCCAUGCUUUUCCUCUCAAGAAUUGAGUGCCAGUUCAAAGCCCUCACAAUUUCUUCCUCAGACUCUGCUUGUGGAGACAGUUUGGACAGAAAUGGAUCAUCUGAAGAAGAGGCUGAUGGGAAUAACAAUUUCAUCGAUCCUCAAGCAGAAGACAGGGAAUUGAAAGGUCAGCUUUUGCGGAGGUACAGCGGGUAUUUAGGCAGUCUGAAGCAGGAGUUCAUGAAGAAGAGAAAGAAAGGGAAGUUGCCUAAAGAGGCCCGGCAACAAUUGCUAGACUGGUGGAGUAGACAUUACAAGUGGCCAUACCCAUCGGAAUCGCAGAAGCUGGCACUUGCUGAAUCUACCGGCCUUGAUCAAAAGCAAAUAAACAACUGGUUCAUCAACCAAAGGAAACGGCACUGGAAGCCUUCGGAAGACAUGCAGUUUGUUGUCAUGGACGCUACGCAUCCCCACUAUUACAUGGACAAUGUUCUCGGUAAUCCCUUUCCCAUGGAUAUCUCGCCUACGCUCCUCUGAAGACUCUGAUGACGGUGGCUAUAUAUAUUGUUGAAUUCAACUGAAUUCUUGAUCAAACCAUUGUCAUUCAACGUUGAAUGAUGUCAAGUUAUGUUGUGUAAUAGUAGUAUCAAUGUAGAUGCAAUCUAAAUAUGAAUCUGAGACCAUUAAAUGCUAAAUUUCCCUUUUUUGUAUGGGUUUUUUGUUAUUGUUUUUGAGGUAAAUCUGGUUCUGAAUUUUCUUGCCGUUCAUUUUUGUAGUAGAAAAGUAUUUCAAUUUCAAAAACUAAUUUGUUGGUAAUAUAAUGAUUUCUUUAGUGUCAA